Aplysia californica (California sea hare) is the source of this 2068-nucleotide messenger RNA. RefSeq lists its product as uncharacterized. The record is from RefSeq and is a predicted model, not a curated record. NCBI's taxonomy places the organism in Eukaryota, Metazoa, Mollusca, Gastropoda, Aplysiida, Aplysiidae. Gene Ontology annotation, molecular function: protein binding.
GACCGCGAUCUUGGCAAUAUGCUGUCCACUGUGUUGGAGGACGGGCUCAAGUUCCUGUACGACCGUGUUCUGUUCUGGGCUCAAAACGACAACAUGCCGCCCGCCCCUCCCCCACCUCAAAAAGCACAGCCCAAUAAGAGGCAAGUCGUCUUCCGGACUGGCAGGGCAAGUCAGGACGGAGGAAGUCAAGCUGAGACAGAGGACGACUCCGCAGAUGACCAGGGUCAGACCAAUGACGCUAUAGACGCUGUCUCCAUUGUCAAUGACCCUGACCCUGACGUGACCCGGAAACAGGUCAUAGUGCGGCAGCGCAGAGCAGAUGAGAUACAGAAAAAGGAGUCCAUGGUGGUGGUAUUGAAGCGAAAGAGCAAAAGGCACGUACCGAGGAUAAAAGAGGACGCCAUAGAAGAAGAGGCACCAGACGCCUCUACGAUCAACUUCAACUUCCAGUCGUUGUCAGGGUCGGGACCAGAAACUCCCACAGCCAACACGGUUCGGCCUUCUAAAGGCUCUGUGUCCUUUGCUAUGGACCAACCUGAAACAGAGACAGAAAGCGAAAUGGCUCCAGAUGAUCUGGACGAAGCGAUGAGAGAUAGAGAAAGAAAAGAAAGAUAUGAGAGGAAGAUGGAGAGGAGGAGAAGGAGAGAAGAGGCAGCGGAAAGGGCGGAGAGGGAAAGAGAGAAAGAUGAUGACGAUAGAAUGGAGAGGGAGACGGGUGAUCCGCUGAAGGAGUAUUUCACCAAAGUCAUGGACAGUCUAGAAAAGUUGAACGAAAGCGGAGACUUCAAAGGCUUGAGGACUAAGGCCGAAGCCUUCUUGCUCACGAUGGAGAGAUACGACAACAGCGUAACCCCAAACAAGAUGGCGUACGUGGGGAAAGCUCACAGUUACCUUGGCAAUGCGCAAAUGGGAUUACGAAACUAUGAUUUCGCCUUGAUGCACUACGAUAAAGAUCUAGAGAUUGGGCAAAGAUACAAUCUUCCUGAAAGCGUGUCCAGGGCCCUUGGGAACAUCGGAAGACUUCACAUUUUUACAAAGAAAUACCCCACGGCUCUGAAGUACCUGGCUCUAAAGAGUAAACUGCCGAACAGUGAGGCGGAGAGAGCCUGGUUGUACCAUGAGAUAGCCUCCUGCUUCCUACAGCUCCAUCACUUCCAGUUCGCCCGAGACGCCGCAAUCAAGUCAUUGCAAGCCGCCACUGAUGGCAACGAUUCGCUGUAUCAGUUGCAGUCUAGCGUGUUGUUGGGGGCGAUACAAGUGAAACUGGAGAACUUUGAGAAGGCGUACGGGAGCUUUGAACAAGCAAUGGACUACGCAAAACUCAGAGGGGACAAGAAAGCUCAGCAAGCAAUCACCGAAGCUUUGCAAGAAGUGAACCAACGCUUGGCAAAGCAGGCCAGAGAACAAGUGGUCAAAAGCGAUGGAGGCUCUGGUGUGGAUAACGAGGAAGAGGCUAAGAAGACAGAAACAAAAACUUCUGAAGACCCAGCGACGUCCGCUGGAACUGACAUCAAGGUCGAUCAUCCAAACACCUCAAGCAUGAGAAAGGAACACAAUAAGGAAACAAAGACGGAAAAGAUUGACCAAAACCAGACACACGAACAAAGUUCGGCAAAAGAACCGAAAACGGAGUCUGGAGGUGUACAGAAAUCGGAUUUUCCUGCAGGUGUCAAAAUAAGCAGUCAAACCAACAUAGAGAAUCCGCUAUUUGCCGUGAUACAGGAGAACAGCGUAGUUGAAGAUGAGACAGAGGGACCUGGAUUAGAGCCCACCCCAGUCGACGGGGAAACUGAUCAGUUGGAAGACGGUUCCGCGGUCAAGGAUGAAGAGGUCUCAGAAGAAAAUGUUGACCAGGACGAACAGGUGACGCUGCCUGGGGCACGCGAGGUCUCUUCUGAUGUUCUCAAGGUCACAUACCAAGAACGAGUUAUCACAACGGAAUCGUUGGCCAAAAGCAUUGCCAAAGACAGAGGCGUGAGAGAAGACUUGAGACUGUCCCUGGGCUCCCUCAAGGAUGUGGUCAUGGAGUCUGUGCAGAAGGAGGCUAACCAGGGAGGGCCUCAAGGAG